UUCUAUAAAAAGAAAUCAAAUGCGUGUUAACACUAGUUUAAGGUACUUCUCCAGUUUGUUUGAGGAUUUAUAAAAAAGAAAAUCUAAAAAAAUAAAAUGUGCAUUUACAAGUUUUUGCUACAAACAAUAUUUGUUUGCUACAUUUUGAUGUAUACAGAAGCUAAUUUGAGUGCUGAUGAUGUGUAUUCCAUGCUAGCUGCUAAAAUAGAUGUGAUUACCACUGAAAUGUCCUUGUUACGUCGUGUUCUAAUGUCAACCAAGUCAGAACUGACUUCAACCAAAGCUGAACUGACAUCAACCAAGUCAGAACUGACAUCAACCAAAGCUAAACUGACAUUAACUCAGACAAAGCUAAAAUCAACUCAGGCAGAAGUUGAUGUGAUAAAAUCACAAUGCAGACUUGUUACAGGAAUCGCCACAAAUACAACGCCUCCAAUUACUCCACCUGGAAACUCUACAACAUGUUGUCAAGUUGUUGAGAAGGCAAUUGUGAGAAUGAAAGCAGAACAGAACCAGGCAAAACAGGAUAUAGAAAACUUGUAAGUUGAUAUUCUGUAUAUUUUAAACAGGGUCCAGUUUUCAGAGUUUUUACUGUACAUCUACAAUUUAGGCCACUUUAUACAUCUUUGUAUAGGCUAUAUGCUUAGGACCUUAAUCUUGCAAAUAACACAUCAUACUGUCAAUGUUUAAUCUGCAACAGACGGAUGGAAAGGCAUUUACUAUAUCACUACCUUUAGGGACAUAAGAAAGAUAUUUA
Messenger RNA from Ruditapes philippinarum (Manila clam), 757 nucleotides. RefSeq lists its product as uncharacterized. NCBI's taxonomy places the organism in Eukaryota, Metazoa, Mollusca, Bivalvia, Venerida, Veneridae. The record is from RefSeq and is a predicted model, not a curated record. The coding region runs from base 97 to 543 and encodes 148 amino acids. The transcript has 2 exons.